Molecule: messenger RNA, 2341 nt
Organism: Folsomia candida
Lineage: Eukaryota; Metazoa; Arthropoda; Collembola; Entomobryomorpha; Isotomidae
Exons: 2
Coding region: 120-1643 (507 amino acids)
Molecular function (GO): protein binding
Source: RefSeq, a predicted model, not a curated record
UCUCCUCGGACACGUGUACAAAAACAAGUAUCCUGAAAAUACAUACAUAGACUUUGUCUUACUUACAUUUACGUAGAUAUUUAAAUGUGUCAAAUUUAACAGAUAAGGUUGAGUCUAUCAUGAAUCUGGAGCCGGAUUCCAUUUCGUCACGAAGAAGGAAUCCUUUCAAGUGUGCCAAUUUAAGUGAACUUUUCCACUGGAAAUUUGUAACUCGUUGCCUUAACAGGGUGAGAGGAGGACAAACCGACAUGAUUCCACAUUUGCCAAGCUUGGUUUUGACCCUAAUAUUUAACCACUUGUGGAAAACCUGCCCAUCCGAACUAUUCAAGUGCCGACUCGUCUGCAACCUUUGGAAUGACGAAGUUUUAUCCAUUUUGAUUAAGGAAGGAUUUUCCAGUGCCUAUUUUACUGGGGAAGACUUCUCCCGAAAUCCUGCCAAGUUUCUAAAAAACUAUAGACUCCACUCGCACAAAAGCCCACUCAUUCUUAACAACUGGGUGUUUGACGUACCCUCCUGCGGGAUUUUAGAAAAUUAUUCUUCCUACUUGAUGGUAAAGUAUCGAGAAACCCGUUUCAAGCGAGAAAUCCUUCACUUCCGGAGGCAAGAUUAUUCCGCUGGGGUUAAAUCGGUUAAAAUAAUCGUGAAUGAUUUCCUACUUCGGGAAUUUUUGAUUUUUAACCUAUUUCGAAAACUUUGCCACACUUUGGACACCAUUGAGCUGGUAUUUAACCCAUUAGUUUGUCGAAACUGGACGGUACCCUGGCCCAGCGUGGCGGUUAGUGGGUUUAGCUCGUUGACCGAAUUACGGGUAGAUUUUGGACCCUAUCCGGAAUGGGGGCAUCUUUAUUCCGAUUGUCCCGCCUGGUUUGAUGGCUUCUUGAAGGCAGCGUGGCCAUCUGUUGAAGUAUUAAAAUUGGUACGGGGGGAAGCUCUAAUUCCACUUUGGGACUUAAGGCCCCCCUCGUUUCCAAACUUGACCCAUCUUGAGCUCGGAAUUCGGAGGUUACACCCCAACUUGGAUGGACUGCUCGAGUUUAACGGGCAGUUACAAGUGUUAACCAUUUAUCGGGUAGAUUCCCGCUGGGAGAAGCCUCAUACGAAAGGUACACUCCGAUCGGAUGGAUUGAACAGCGGGGAAUAUUUGACCUUAUUGGUGGAAAAACAUGCAGAAACCUUGACCGAGUUAACCUUACCAUUACCGCAGAUAAGCUAUGAGGUAUUUAAGUUGCCACAGAGUUUGCCCAGGUUAAGACUGCUUUCUGUAGCGUUUUGUGAAUGGACAAAAGUCGAAAUUUUACCGGGAGACUAUAUACUGCCCGAGCUGAGGGAAUUGUAUUUAAAUCCCGAGUGGGAAGCGAUGUAUGUGGACGAUGAAGAUCUGUUUUGGCAAAAGGAAACGUUUAAAGAGUUUUUCAAGCUGGCGGGAAGCUGUAGAAAUUUACAAACGAUGAAAAUAGCGCAGUUAAACGUUGAGCAGAUUUUUGUCGGGGCAAUUUCGCCGAGUAAAAUGAGGACCUUGAUGGAAAAAUAUUUUAAAGAUGUAUUUCAAAUUAUGAAUGCCUGUACUGGUUUGAAAAGCGAAUGGGUUUCAAAAUUUGGAGAGCAGGUGGACACAUUUAUGCAGAUGGGGGACCACCCAUAAAUUGUGUCACGUGAUUUGGUGCCUACAUAUGUAAAAUAUGUUAAUGGGUGGGAUCUGAAAACCGCGAUUUUUCCAUGACAUAUGUACAUAGUUUCUGGGUGUCUCCUAGCAGGAUAAAUUAUGCAUAAUUUAUGUACCGAAACGCAUGUAUUUCGGUACUUAUGGGUGAUUUGAAUGUCACGCUACAAUUGCAAAUUUUUCAAUGCGAAAAAAUCGUAAAUUUCCGUAAGUUACUGAAAUUUUGUUUCUGAAGUUCAACAUUUUAAGAAUUUUGUCAUCAGUGUUCCAUUGUUCUUAAUACCUAAAUCUUGCAACUGAUGGAGAUUUAGGGUAUUCCAUUUGUAAAAGUUUCCAGUGUAGCCUGACAUUUAAACCACCCAGUCCAUACAUCCUUGAAUAUUUUUGAUCUACUGGGACCAUAAAAAGCAUGUUAACGAUUUAAGUGAUGGUAAGGGUAUUCAAGGUAUCCUAUCCUUACCGUGUUAAUUAUAACAUGGGACACGAUGGGGGAGGGCUAGGGGUAAAAAGUCUCCGAAAAUAUAUUCCAUUAUUUAUGUACGUCCCCUAAGGCAUGAAAAGUUUUAACGGAUUAUUUUUGUGUUACAGGCUAUGUUUAUCAUUACUGAUGUAAUGUAUAAUGUUGCUUGGCAUUGAUGCUUGAAUAGAUUUAUUUUAAAUAAUAAAAAACACCAAAACAA